Haliotis rubra (blacklip abalone) is the source of this 2123-nucleotide messenger RNA. Its product is annotated as flocculation protein FLO11-like. The record is from RefSeq and is a predicted model, not a curated record. The transcript is spliced from 4 exons. NCBI's taxonomy places the organism in Eukaryota, Metazoa, Mollusca, Gastropoda, Lepetellida, Haliotidae. The coding region runs from base 127 to 1812 and encodes 561 amino acids.
GCAAUUUGCCUGCUGGCGAUGGUCGCAGCCCACAGCAGCCCAUUGACUCGCGAGCAAGCUUUGGUGACGGUCGCAGAUAAAUACUGAUAAAAAGGCGUUUAGCAGAAAUCGGACAGGGGAAUUAAAAUGGAACCCAGUGUAAGGAAGCAAGAAAUGGAUAUGAACGGUGUGGACACAGACAACCCCACAAGCUACCUGAAGGCGCUUUUCGGCAACAACAGUGCGUGGAACAAGGCAAUCCUCUUUCCCGACUUGGAUCAGGAAUAUUGCGAGGCUGAAGGAAGUCCCCUUGACGUGUCGUACGCUUCCACGGUAGACUACCAAUCAGAAGUCGAAAAGACAGGUCACAUGAUUAGCACUGUCCAAUCAGGGAGCAAUGCAGAUAUACAUAAUAGUAUGAGCCAGACGUACACAUUCACACCUACAAAGGUCCCUGAACCUAGCGGAACGAGCACCAUGGACCAAGCCUAUGUCACUCAACGUGAAACUGAGAGACAUUGCAGAAGUAGGGCAAACGACCUCGAGGCCAUGGAUGUUUACUCUUCCCAAGAAUCAAUGGCUGCUACCAUUGCUCUUCCGCCUUCUACCAUUGUUCCACUACCAACGACCAAUGCUCCUCUGCCUACGAACAUUGUCCCUCUGCCUACUACCAUUACUCAUCAGCCUACUACCACUCCUCCUGUGCCUACUACCAAUGUGCCUGAAGUGGAAGACAUCCUCCCUCUGAUCUCCGACACGAUGGGGACACCGGGAAGUUUGACCAUGCAGCUUCACGGAAACCCAACACAGGCUCGAAACCCCAUGCUGCAGAACCCGGAUCGGCUGCCAACAUCAUUUACCAACGACGCUGAAGACGUCCAAGCUGCUGCUGACACCCCCAUGCAAGGAGCUGUUCCGUUGCAGCCUGACCUGUCGCAUGUCGACCUGGCCGAUCUACUGCAAUGGAUCCAGGGGUUUGAGCCGACGUACCAACCGAACCCUACUUUUGGAGCUGCCACUGCUUGUGGUACUCCUGGUAUUCCUGAUGGAAACAUACCGCAAUUGAGUGAACCUUUCACUACAGACUCAGUGGUGGAGCCUGGAUCCAUCAACGCUCAACUAGGACCAACGACGAAUCCAUUUACCAACCACAAGACCGAACCGUUCGGAACACCGACCUCCAGCUCAAGUUCAGAGCUCCCAGAAAUUUUGAACAUUCUCUCUGGUUCCACGUCCAAUUCUGCAGAGACCGACCUCAUGUCCACCCAGACGAUGGUUGAUCCUGGUAUGGACCUGGCAGAGGUUGAUGUCCUCUACCAACAGCACACCGAGCAGUCGUCCCAUCUAAGAUACAUUCCGCCUCCGGAACCGGAAGUGAUGAGCGACACAUCCGUUGCAGCACAUGGCCCUCCUACAACUGUCUCAGUUAAAGAGGGACUGAAGUCGAAGAUACAGCUCAAGCGACUCCAGAGAGGGGAAAAGGAACUCAUGGUUUAUUUCACCAACAAACCGUCUGGAGAGUUGACGGAAGAAGAAAAGCAGAAGAUUGAUCGCAGAAAGCAAAGGAACAAGGAUUCGGCCAACAGGAGCAGAUUAAACCGCCAGAUGAAGAUGAAGAAACAGAUGCAGGAGAAUGCUGAAGCAGAGGAAGAACUCGAGAAGCUGAAGUCAGAGGUUGAGAAGUCCAGAAAGGUCAGGGACAUUUUGCAGUACUGGUGGGACAGAGGCCUUUGUCACGUGACAACGGGCUUCCGGAAACCACCGUACCACAUGGGAGUCAAUGACUUGCUGGACGCUCUAGAGAAAUACUUGGCAUCGGACGCCAAGGUCUGAAUAAGGAAACGGUCUUAAGACAUGUCCGCGCAAAACCCAAUGCGCGACGUUCCAAUACGCAUGCCCGGAAGUACAUGCAACAGCCAUGCAUGGCCGGUGUCAUGUCCACGAAUAAACUGAGAGACUUAAGGGGCAAUUUGUUAAGACAAAAGUUACAACUCAAAAGAAGGUAGGGACAGGUCGAUACCCUUUUUUGGUUUGAUUGUUUGGGUUUUGGGGGGCUUAACGCCGAACUCAGCAAUAUUCCAGCUAUAUGGCGGCGAUCUGUAAAUAAUCGAGUCUGGACCAGACAAUCCGGUGAUUAACAGCAU